AUGUCUUUGAAAGGAUCCAACGUGCUCAUUACUGGAGCUUCCAUGGGUAUUGGUGAAUCGAUUGCCAAUUCUGUUGCUGCACAGGGAGCAAACUUGAUACUUUUUUCGAGAUCAGAGGACAAGCUACAAGCAAUCGCAGGAAAGAUCCAGAAAGACCAUCCCUCGUCCAAGGUGAUCUACCAAGCAGUCGAUAUCCAAAGCUACGAAGCCGUGGAAGCAGCAGUCAAAGCGAGCGCAGAAAAGCUAGGCAACAUUGAUAUCCUCAUCAACAAUGCCGGUCUUGCCCUUGGAGCACCCGCAACAUUCCAAGAUCUCAAAAUCUCCGAUAUCCUCUCCAUGAACAACACGAAUAUCAACGGACUCAUGUUUGUCACCUAUGCCGUCCUCAACGUAUCCAUGAUGCCCCGAAAGGCAGGGACCAUCCUUAACGUCACAUCCGUUACUGGUCUUGAAGUUCCCCCCUUCCCAGGCGAAGCUGUCUACCACUCGAACAAGGCUGCCCAGGAAGGCUUCACGAAUGCCCUCCGCAAUGAACUGAGCGGAACAAACAUUCGAGUCCUCGCUUUGCGGCCUGGUUGUGUGGCGACUAAUUUCCACUCGCUACGUGUUGGCCAUGAUAAGGAGAUGUAUAAUAGCUUCUUCGAGGGAUAUCAACCCCUUAUCUCAGAGGAUGUCGCGCAGGCUGCUAUCUAUAUGAUUACACAGCCGUUGAAUAUAUCGAUCAAGGCUCUUGAUGUUGUUCCAUCUGCUCAACGAUCUCUUAAUAUGAUUGACCGAACCUGGAAUGAGAGACAAGCUUAA
Messenger RNA from Aspergillus wentii DTO 134E9, 801 nucleotides. Its product is annotated as SDR family oxidoreductase. The coding region runs from base 1 to 801 and encodes 266 amino acids. Gene Ontology annotation, molecular function: oxidoreductase activity. Gene Ontology annotation, cellular component: cytosol. The transcript is spliced from 6 exons. The record is from RefSeq and is a predicted model, not a curated record. NCBI's taxonomy places the organism in Eukaryota, Fungi, Ascomycota, Eurotiomycetes, Eurotiales, Aspergillaceae.